This is a messenger RNA of Manihot esculenta (cassava), 1503 nucleotides long. RefSeq names its product UPF0496 protein At4g34320. The record is from RefSeq and is a predicted model, not a curated record. Bases 210 to 1331 code for a protein of 373 amino acids. Lineage: Eukaryota; Viridiplantae; Streptophyta; Magnoliopsida; Malpighiales; Euphorbiaceae. The transcript has 2 exons.
UCUUUAGCUCUCCCAAAGAUAAAUCGCCAUAGCUCUUUCUCUUUUUUUUUUUUUCUUGGGUAACUGUUGCUUUCUGCCAGUUAAAGCCGUCACGAUUUGGAGCUUUGAGCAAAGGGAUUCUAGAGAGAGAAAGAGAAAGAGAGAUGAGAAAAAACAUUGCUUCUGGCGUUUUCCAUGUCCCAAUUCUCAUUAAUAUUUGAAUUGAAGCCAUGGGAGGUCAUGUGAGCAAGAAGCCAGCUGAAGCAACCUCGGCUAUUAAUCUCAACAACAAUAUACAAUAUACAACUGAAUUAAGCUCCUAUGAGGCUGCUUGCAGGCUCGAUGAGGACUUGCAAUCAUUUGACAACAGCCUCCAAGUUCGGACUAAUCAUGUUAUAAAUACUCUUGCUGUUGGAGUUGAGGUUCGAGCUCUUUCUUUUGAUUCCUUAAAAGAAGUAACUGAAUGUCUAUUGGAAAUGAAUCAAGAAGUUGUUAAAGUUAUUCUGGAGUGUAAGAAAGAUAUAUGGAAGAAUCAAGAAUUGUUUGAACUUGUUGAAGAAUACUUUGAGAAUAGCUUGCAAACUCUUGAUUUCUGUACUGCAUUGGACAAGUGCUUGAAGCGUGCUCGCGAUAGCCAGUUGUUUAUUCUUGUAGCACUUCAACAGUUUGAAGAGGAAAGUGAGGCUGGAGGGAAUAGGUAUGUGAGAACAUUGGACGGAUUGAAGAAUUUCAAGGCAUCAGGGGAUCCUUUCACUGAGGAGUUUUUUCAGAUUUUUCAAUCUGUAUAUAAGCAACAGAUGUUGAUGCUGGAGAAACUGCAACUUAGAAAGAAUAAACUUGACAAGAAACUCAAGUAUAUUCAUGCUUGGAGGAAGGUUUCAGGAAUGAUAUUUGUUGCUACUUUUGCUUCUGUGUUGAUUUGCUCAGUUGUGGCAGCAGCUAUGGCUGCUCCUCCUGUUGCAGCUGCCCUUGCUGCUGCAACAUCAAUCCCAUUAGGCUCAAUGGGAAAAUGGAUUGAUUCACUGUGGAGAAACUACGAAAAUGCAUUGAAGGGGCAGAAGGAGUUGAUUAGUACAAUGCAAGUGGGGACAUAUGUUGCUAUAAAAGAUUUGGACAAUAUUCGAGUUCUCAUCAAUCGGUUGGAGAUUGACAUUGAAGCACUGAUGGUAAAUGCAGCAUUUGCAAUUAAGGAAGAAGCUGUGAAAGUUGCAAUAAAGGAGAUUAAGAAGAAGCUGGAAGUGUUUAUGAAGCAUGUUGAAGAAUUGGGGGUGCAAGCUGAUACUUGCAGCCGAGACAUUCGAAGGGCAAGGACUGUGGUUCUGCAGAGGAUCAUCAAACACCCUAACAAUUAAAGGGUUUCACUCCAUUACUCUCUUUAGCGAGAAAUAUGAUUCUUAAUUUCCAUUUUGAAAUAUGUUUAUUAUUUUAUUGUUGUAAUUAUUAAUUCCAAGAACUACACACAUUUGUUUCAUUGUAAUUUCUAGUAAAAACAUGAUUGAUUCAUCAUCAUGAUUGUCUUUAGAC